Trifolium pratense (red clover) is the source of this 1199-nucleotide messenger RNA. Its product is annotated as probable inactive shikimate kinase like 1, chloroplastic. The transcript has 10 exons. NCBI's taxonomy places the organism in Eukaryota, Viridiplantae, Streptophyta, Magnoliopsida, Fabales, Fabaceae. The record is from RefSeq and is a predicted model, not a curated record. Gene Ontology annotation, cellular component: chloroplast. Bases 89 to 979 code for a protein of 296 amino acids.
CUAUUAAAAAAAUAGAAAAAAAAAAAAAGAAAAAAAGAAAGAUAGAUAAGUGAUUAUUAGCAGAGUGUAUCAGUCAGUGGUUUAUCCAAUGGAGAAGGCAACAACCAGCGUAUUGUGGCAGAUGAACAGCACUCGUCUUCUUCUUCCUUCCACUUGCUGCUGCUCAUCUUUUCAAUCUUCAUCAAUUCUCAACUUCCCAAUUCCAACCUCUGUUCCCUUCCAAUUCCGACGCAGGUUAACAAACUCUUCCAUCAAUUCUUCAUCAUCACCAGACGCCAUUUUUCCUAUUCCAUCUUCAGUGACUAAGGUUGCUGCCGCGGAUUUAUCUCUUGCAGUGAAGAAGAAAGCGGCUGAGGUAUCCUCUGAACUGAAAGGGUCCUCCAUAUUUUUGGUUGGUAUGAAAAGUUCUCUUAAAACCAAUCUGGGAAAACUGCUGGCUGAUGUAUUGAGAUAUUAUUAUUUUGACAGCGAUAGUUUGGUGGAAGAAGCUUUAGGUGGUGCUUCAGUUGCAAAAUCCUUGAAAGAGAGUGAUGAAACGAGCUUCUAUGAGUCUGAGACUGAAGUACUUAAGCAAUUGUCGUCCAUGGGUCGACUGGUAGUUUGUGCCGGAAAUGAUGCUGUUCAAAACAAAACUAAUCUGGCACUCGUGAGACAUGGAAUUUCCUUGUGGAUAGAUUUGCCUUUAGACACUGUGGCUAGGGAUGUAACUGAAGACCAGAGUCCAUUUCCUUCAUCUGAUAUAUCUACUUCAGGAUCUUACCCAGAGGUAAUGGAUGAACUGGCCGCUCUAUACAAUAAGUACAAAGAUGGAUAUGCUACAGCUGAUGCAAUUAUUUCACUUCAAAAAGUAGCUACUCGGUUGGGUUAUGAAAACUUAGAUGACGUUACAACAGAAGACGUGGCUUUAGAGGUUCUUGGGGAGGUUGAGAAGUUGACCAGAGUAAAGAAGAUGAUGGAAGAAGCUGCAAGACCAUUUUAACCAACCCGGGGCAUGCUUCCAUAUUAUGAAUGAUUCUUAAAAUUCUAAAAAUAUUUUGGAAUUUGUUUAGAUUUUAUCUUGUUUAUUUGGAUAAUGAUACUAGUUUAAUUUCUAAGAAAAUAAAAGUACUCCUUCAUGUAUCUCUAAUAUACCUGUUUACAAUUACACAUACUCUUGGUCACCGUAAUUAAUUGAUUUCUAAGAGUGUGUUUAAGAGAGA